Molecule: messenger RNA, 4083 nt
Organism: Anguilla anguilla (European eel)
Lineage: Eukaryota; Metazoa; Chordata; Actinopteri; Anguilliformes; Anguillidae
Gene: prdm5
Product: PR domain containing 5
Exons: 16
Coding region: 152-2053 (633 amino acids)
Biological process (GO): regulation of transcription by RNA polymerase II; cell fate commitment; negative regulation of DNA-templated transcription
Cellular component (GO): nucleus; cytoplasm
Molecular function (GO): RNA polymerase II cis-regulatory region sequence-specific DNA binding; DNA-binding transcription factor activity; histone deacetylase binding
Source: RefSeq, a predicted model, not a curated record
GCACUGUAGCGAGAACAAUAUGGAAGUGGGACCAGGAGUGAAAGAUUGAGAGAAAACCCCGCAGAUUUUCAGCCACAGUGAAUCCCAAUGUCACACACUCGCUCUCUGUAAAAUGAUUAUCUGCUGUCACGCUAGGAGCGCUUUCUGAGUAAUGACAAUGUUGGGUAUGUACGUGCCGGACAGGUUCGUACUCAAGUCCUCUAAAGUCCAAGAUGGAAUCGGGCUUUACACCGCCAGACGGGUGAAAAAGGGCGAGAAGUUCGGUCCGUUCGCUGGGGAGAAGAGGAUGGCUAACGAGCUGGAUGAUAACAUGGACCCCAGGCUGAUGUGGGAGGUCAGAGGGAGUAAAGGUGACGUGCUCUAUGUUCUGGAUGCCAGUAACCCUCGCCAUGCCAACUGGCUGCGCUUCAUCCACCAGGCCCCAUCUCAGGAGGAGAAGAACCUGGCGGCCAUCCAGGAUGGGGAAAAUAUCUUCUACCUGGCUGUGGACGACAUUGAGACUGAUACAGAACUGCUGAUUGGCUACCUGGACAGUGACAUGGAGGAAGAGGAGGAUGUUGAGGAAGAGGAAGUUGUUAAAGAUGAAGAUGAAAACAGCAGAGAGGGCAAACAUCUUGCUGAGAGCGAGCUGGUGGUGAUUAAGAGAGAGGAGCACCCCUGCUUGCUGUGUGAGAGCAGUUUCCCCAGUGAGGAGAUCCUGGCGGCUCACCUGCAGUCUCUGCACCAGCGCCCCAGCACCGAGGACAAGGAGUUCAAGUGCCGCAGCUGCGGGAAGAGGUUCCCUGUAAAACAGGCCCUGCAGCGCCAUGUUCUGCACUGCUCAGAGAACGUGGAGCCUGGCUGUGAUUCCACCCACAUUCACCAGUGCUCCCUGUGUCACAUCAGCUUCAGCUCAGAGUCCAGCUUUGACCAGCAUAAGGAGGCCUGUAAGGGGGACGCCAGGUUUAUCUGUAAAGCAGAAAGCUGCGGGAAGAGGUUCAAAAGCAAGGAUGCCCUGAAGAAACACAAAGGGAAUGUCCAUACAGGAAGUGGCCGUCGGAAGCUGAUGUGCUCCAUCUGCAGUAAGAAGUGCUCCUCAAUGGCCAACCUGCAGGAGCAUCGCAAGAUCCACGAGGUGUUCGACUGCCCUGCCUGUGACAAGAAGUUCAUCUCCUCCAAUCAGCUCAAGCGUCACAUGAUCACCCAUUCAGAGAAGCGCCCCUACACCUGUGAGGUGUGCAGUCGCUCCUUUAAGCGGCUGGACCAGGUGACAGCGCACAAGAUCAUCCACAGCGAGGACAAGCCCUACAAGUGCAAGCUGUGCGGGAAGGAGUUUGCCCACCGGAACGUCUACAAGAACCACAAGAAGACCCACUCAGAGGAGAGGCCCUUCCAGUGUGAGGAGUGCAAAGCGCUGUUCCGCACACCUUUCUCCCUGCAGAGACACCUGCUUAUACACAACAGCGAGAGGACCUUUAAAUGCGAUCAGUGUGACGCCACCUUCAAGCGCAAGGACACGCUGAACGUGCACAUACAGGUGGUGCACGACGGACACAAGAAGUACAAGUGUGACCUGUGUGAGAAGGCCUUCGUCACACCAUCUGUGCUCAAGAGUCACAAAAAGACCCACACAGGUGAGAAGGAGAAGGUGUGUCCGUACUGCGGCCAGAAGUUCGCCAGCAACGGCACUCUGCGGGUACACAUCCGCAGCCACACAGGUGAGCGCCCGUACCAGUGCCCAUACUGUGACAAAGCUUUCAGCAAGAAUGACGGACUGAAGAUGCACAUCCGCACCCACACACGGGAAAAGCCCUAUAAGUGUACUGAGUGUAACAAAGCCUUCAGCCAGAAGAGGGGUUUGGAUGAGCACAUGAGGACCCACACUGGAGAGAAGCCCUUCCAGUGCGACGUGUGCGAUCUCUCCUUCAGCCUGAAGAAGAUGCUUAUUCGGCACAAACUGACGCACAACCCCAACCGUCCAAUGGCGGAGUGCCAGCGCUGUCAUAAGAAGUUCACCCGUAACGAUUACCUGAAGGUGCACAUGGAGAACGUGCACGGGGAGACGGACGCGUAGCCAGGGGGUGGGGCCAACAGCACGGCCAAUCCGCAAGCUCUCGCAGCUGAUGGAAGGCUUCUCUGGAUGAGCUCAACUAAGGAACAGCUUUCAAAUGAGUGGCGGGUGCAGCCUCAACCACACUGAUCUCGGACACUGAUCUCUGCUGAUCUCAGAUCUCCCACCUCUGAUCACUGAUCUCUGCUGAUCUCAGAUCUGUCUCUGAUUGCUGAUCUCUGCUGAUCUCAGAUCUCCUUUUUAUGAUCGCAGAUCUUUGCUCUGUGAUCGCUGAUCUCUGCUGAUCUGAAAUCUCCUGUCUCUGUUCACUGAUCACCGCUGAUCUGAAAUCUCCCACCUCUGAAAUAUGAUUGGUCGAUUUGAUACGAUCACUGUGAGAAAUCCUGUGAUGGUAUGACGAGUAACACGGGUGAUUUGCGUGUAACGCACACGUGUUUGGCAAUCGCAUCUAGCCUUUUGUUAUGGGGGCGGAGCUUCCUGUUCAAAUGCUUUGUGGUGCUGGACUGAGAUCAGUGUUACUGAAUGACUGGGAUCAGUCUUCCUAGAUGACUGAGAUCAUUGUUACUUAAUGACUGGGAUCAGUGUUACUGAAUGACUGAGAUCAGUGUUACUGAAUGACUGUGAUCAGUCUUGCAAGAUGACUGAGAUCAGUGUUACUUAAUGCCUGGGAUCAGUGUUACUGAAUGCCCGAGAUCAGUGUUAGUGAAUGACUGAGAUCAGUGUUCGUGAAUGACUGAGAUCCGUGUUAGUGAAUGGCUGAGAUCAGUGUUACUGAAUGACUGAGAUCCGUGUUAGUGAAUGGCUGAGAUCAGUGUUACUGAAUGACUGGGAUCAGUGUUACCGAAUGACUGAGAUCAGUGUUACUGAAUGACUGAGAUCAGUAUUGGUGAAUGACUGAGAUCAGUGUUACUGAAUGGCUGGGAUCAGUGUUACUGAAUGACUGGGAUCAGUGUUGGUGAAUGGCUGAGAUCAGUGUUACCGAAUGACUGGGAUCAGUGUUACCGAAUGACUGAGAUCUGUGUUACUGAAUGACUGGGAUUAGUGUUACUGAAUGACUGAGAUCAGUGUUGGUGAAUGACUGAGAUCAGUGUUACUGAAUGGCUGGGAUCAGUGUUACUGAAUGACUGGGAUCAGUGUUUGUGAAUGGCUGGGAUCAGUGUUACUGAAUGACUGAGAUCAGUGUUGGUGAAGGGCGUGGGUUGGAAUGCAGCCUUGGUCAGUCCAAGCAUUGGCUUUUCCAGAGUUUCCAUGAGCAGUCCGGACCCAGACCCUGGUUCUGAUAUGAUCAGCAGCUCUCAAAGUGGUUUACAUAAGGAGCACAGAAACAACUCUUCCUGUUUCAGAGCAAAGCCAUCUGCUACCCAAACAGACAUUGUGUGUGUGUGUGUGUGUGUGUGUGUCAGAUUCUGCUACCCAAAGAGACAUCAGUGUGUGUCAGAUUCUGCUACCCAAAGAGACAUCAGUGUGUGUGUGUGUGUGUGUGUGUGUGUGUGUGUGAGGUUCUGCUGCCCAAAGAGACAUCAGUGUGUGUGUGUGUGUGUGAGAGAGUGUCAGAUUCUGCUACCCAAAGAGACAUCAGUAUGUGUGUGUGUGUCAGAUUCUGCUACCCAAAGAGACAUCAGUAUGUGUGUGUGUGUCAGGUUCUGCUGCCCAAAGAGAGACAGCAUUGUCCUUGUUGCAGUGUUAUUGCACUGUUCUUUGACUGGACACUUGACACAAACGUUUAUGCAGUUACCUUCAGCCUUAAGUCAGUUACAGCUGACGUUUUUUACCGUCUGCCUAGUGUUCUGCCAUAUUUAAUGUUGUAAUACCGGCUUUACAUGACCAUAAUGCCUCUUUGUUCCAUAAUAUUUUAUAUUGAGAAAUAUAUUUGCAUUAUUUUUUAAAUCUUCCUAGUUGUUUUUGUGUACUGUUGUUUUUGUUAUGUUAGUUGGCGUUUUGUGUAUUAAAAAUGAUGGUGUCCUUCCUGCUAUUAUGUCUGUAUGUUUUCAGGAGUGUUUGAAUAUGAUGUGGGAAUAAAGUGGAAAAUGCUG